CUCUUAUUUGUAGGACUGACACUAUGGGUAAGGUGAAAAGACUCAGGCAAAAAUUCCACAAUGCUGCUGUAAAAUCAAAGGAUACUGCCACUGGCAAAGUAUCAACAGAAGAGAGGGAUCAGAACGAGCCCUUUUCACCAGAAUUUCCUUCAGAGGGACUGUUUAGUGGGAUUCAGAUUCCAGAUGGUGUCUUGAAGCAGCAACUUCCAGAUGACUUUGACACCAGGAGUGCAAUAACAACCAAAUCACUGAAGGGACUUCAGUUGAAGAAAAAGGAUAAAAAGAAGUUGAGACAUGAAAUAUGGCUGCAAAAGGUUGAUGCCAUCCAAAGUGCUAAGAAAAAGAUGAAAGAAAAGAAGAAGAGAGAACGAAAUCCCAUUGUAGGGGACAUGAUGCAACUUGAAGAGACUCUCCCAACCCUAGAACUACUGCUAAAGGGGGAUCAAGCACCUAAGGCUGAAGAAAAUAAAAGGUCAUCUAUAGCAUGCAAGAAAAACAAAGGAAUUCAGAAAGAAAAGACAAGGCGUAGGCAAAUGCAGGAAGACAUGAAUUUGUUCAAGCAGGUUUUACGGCACCCAGCCUACAUGGAGAAACCAGGAGAAACUAUGUUAGAACAUUUACAGAAUAGACUCAAACAAGAGGAAGAUAUGGAUACAUGAUAAUGAGACAUUUCCAAUUUAAAAAGAGAUAAGAGAGAAAUAAAUUGCAGUAUAUAAUUUA
Lingula anatina is the source of this 720-nucleotide messenger RNA. RefSeq names its product ribosome biogenesis protein SLX9 homolog. Gene Ontology annotation, biological process: maturation of SSU-rRNA from tricistronic rRNA transcript (SSU-rRNA, 5.8S rRNA, LSU-rRNA). The record is from RefSeq and is a predicted model, not a curated record. Gene Ontology annotation, cellular component: nucleolus; preribosome, small subunit precursor; 90S preribosome. NCBI's taxonomy places the organism in Eukaryota, Metazoa, Brachiopoda, Lingulata, Lingulida, Lingulidae.